Molecule: messenger RNA, 1571 nt
Organism: Colias croceus (clouded yellow)
Lineage: Eukaryota; Metazoa; Arthropoda; Insecta; Lepidoptera; Pieridae
Exons: 3
Coding region: 77-526 (149 amino acids)
Biological process (GO): sleep; regulation of synaptic transmission, cholinergic; positive regulation of voltage-gated potassium channel activity
Source: RefSeq, a predicted model, not a curated record
CGCUGACGUAAUUUAGAUAGUGAAAAAACUGCUUUCUAUCGUGUGUCUCAUAACUAGUGUUGUUUUAAUCGCCAUCAUGAAACUGUUCAAAAAUAUCAUUGCUUUUACAAUUUCCCUGUUAUGUAGUGUCAAUUAUGUAUCAGCAAUAUUCUGCUAUGACUGCAACAGUGCCUUCGAUCCAAGGUGUGGAGAGAAUUUCGACCACUUCAAUUUAGGUGUCGUUAAUUGCUCCCUCAAAGAUCCCUUGGAAUUGGAUCAUAUUCCCCCUGUUGAUGCUACUUUUUGUAGGACCAUAAAGAUGGAAAUUUAUGGAAAAGUCAGAAUUGUCCGAAAAUGCGGAUAUCUCAAAGAUGAAUUCAAAAUGAACGCAUGCAAAAAACAAACGGGCACAGGCGAGCUUUUCGUCACCUAUUGCUCGUGCAACACAGAUCUUUGUAACAGCGCUAAAGGAAACAGCCAAGAGAUGACGCUGAUAUCAAUUGUUGCGAUAUUUAGCGUUUUAACUGUUAUUAGAAAUUUUAUAUAAGUAAUUUACUAUUUUUAGGCCAUAUAAAACACGAAUGCUAGUCAUAGACAAUAUUUUUGUGUGAUAUAUUGUUAUUGGAACAACUGCCAAGUUAUUCUAAUGUAUUGUCAGUACUUAUUGUUAAGUAGCCAAUAAAAAGUAUGAAAUAAAAAUAUUCAUGACACACAUUUGUGUGUCAUGAAUAUUAGGUAGGUACCGAUUUAAGAGACAAUAACAUUCAAUUUAUUUCUGAAACAGGUAAAUUGGAACUGAUAUGCAAUAUGUACUCAUUACGUUUUUCACAAAGGAUUAUAAACAUUUUAUACUAAGCGGAAGAAUGUUAAGAUUAAAUUAUUAUGAUAUUAAAUAACAGCAGUUAUUUGGGUUAACAAACCUGGAUUGGCUCCGUCACGGAAGACUUUUGGUAGAUUUCUAUAUGAUAAGAAAUAUUGUAUGUGCGCCAUUUCAUGAUGAGCUGUGACAAGAUCCUUCAUGUCUGGGUGUGUACACAUUUUAAUCCUGUAAUAAAAUUAUUGCCAUUUAUUUUUAUAAAUACAAGUGCGUCCAAACAAAACCGGACACAAUUAUAUUAUGCCAUGUGUUAAAAGGAGAAGAUAUAUAAAUGUGACAAUGACUCCUUAUUUUUUCUAACAAUAAAUAAAAAGCUCUAUAGCGGCUCUAUUUUUUGUUAAGUUAUAGAAUACAACCUAAGAAUACAACAUUUUAAAUGUAUAUUUCAUUGUACAGAAUGUGAAUGAAUUGUAUAAAAACGAAUUACUUAUGUUAUUAACAUAUUGAUCAUGUUUUCUUAUAUGACUUUAAGCGUAGCAUAAAGAGCCAAUAAAGUACCUAUAAUCGUGUCUAUUACAAAAGUCCCAAGCAGAAGGCUGGCAGUGUAUCUGCCUGUCCGCAGGCUGCUCGAAGACACUGAGGGCCCAGAAAUCUUGCGGCAUUGCAGACAUGUUCAUAGACACGUAGAAUUCCUCAGCCAGUUGAAAUAUUGUGAGUGGAGUGAAACCCUGGAAUGUGAAAAUUGUUUUAAGUAUUAAAGAUACAUACGUUGAUU